This is a messenger RNA of Panicum hallii, 651 nucleotides long. Its product is annotated as mitochondrial import inner membrane translocase subunit TIM23-3-like. Gene Ontology annotation, cellular component: TIM23 mitochondrial import inner membrane translocase complex; mitochondrial inner membrane. Gene Ontology annotation, biological process: protein import into mitochondrial matrix. The coding region runs from base 1 to 648 and encodes 215 amino acids. The record is from RefSeq and is a predicted model, not a curated record. Gene Ontology annotation, molecular function: transmembrane protein transporter activity. The transcript has a single exon. NCBI's taxonomy places the organism in Eukaryota, Viridiplantae, Streptophyta, Magnoliopsida, Poales, Poaceae.
AUGUCGUCGCGCCCCAUCCCCGCCGACCCCCGCGGCGAUGCCUGGCUGCAGCCAGGCCCGGCGCACCGCCACGUCGCGCUGCCCGACGACGGCGUCGUGUUCGCCAACUCGGCGUACCGCGCGCUCUACGAGCUCUCGACCUCGCCCGAGAUCCUCUUCGAGGAGCAGGCGCUCCGGAAGGGCUGCACCUGGAGCGAGGACCUCACCCUGUGCACCGGCGUCGGCUACCUCGCGGGCGCCGUCGCGGGGCUCCCCCGCGCGGCCGUCGAGGCGGAGCGCGGCGAGUCCUUGAAGCUGCGCGCCAGCCGCGUCCUCAACAACUGCAGCUCCGUGGGCCGCUCCUACGGCAACCGGGUCGGCGUGAUCGCCAUGCUCUUCUCCGGCACCAAGUCUGGCAUCAGCCACUACAGGUCUGGGGCGGACGACUGGAUCAACACCGCGGCCGCCGGGGUUAGCACCGGCGCGCUCUACCGCAUGCCCGGCGGGCCGCGGUCCGCCAUAGUCGGCGGCAUCGUCGGAGGGAUCAUGGCCGGGGCCGCCUUGCUUGCUGGGAAACCGCUGAUCGAAAAAUUCGCGCCCAAUCUUGGCAUCCGAAAUACAUGUAGUCUUAUGGUGCUGCACUAUCUUAUUUGGCCAAAUUCAACAUAGAGU